GACAGCCGACAAUCAAUGUCGUUUUGACAGCUUUACCGAAAUUAUUUCAUGAUCUUUCAAUUGGUGAGGAGUUUGCAUACGACUCCAGUCUAUCGAGCAGCUGAGUCUUCACUCUUGGCAAAACUGAGAAAAAAGACAGGAUAUACUAUUGCUAACUGUAAAAAAGCUCUUGAAAUGCACAAUAAUGAUUCAGAAAAGGCUGAAGCAUGGUUGAACGACCAAGCACAAGCCAUGGGGUGGGCAAAAGCAACUAAACUUUCUGGACGGAAAGCACUCCAAGGUUUGGUGGCAGUGAAAUUUGAUAAGAAUCAUGGAGCACUCGUGGAACUUAAUUGCGAAACAGAUUUUGUUGCAAAAAAUGAGAAAUUUCAGAAAAUGCUUGAAGAUGCCACACUGGCUUGUUAUAAAUUUGCACACACGCAUUUAAAAUCAAAGGGACCUAUAACAAAGCUGGAGUUAGAUAGUGAGCAGUUAGGAAAUCUAUCCGCUGACAGUGGUAAAAAGCUUUCAGAAGUAUUAGCAUUAUUCAUUGGGUCUGUCGGUGAAAAUGCUGUCCUUCGUCGUGCUGAAUGUUGGAAAUCAAACAGCAAUGAUGUCAAAAUAACAGCUUACACUCACCCUGCUCCGCCAACAGCAAGUGAUUAUUCUAGUGGCAAAUAUGGAGCAUUACUUGCUUACAAACAACCCAAUGAUAUUGAAGACAUUGGAAAACAGAUUUGUCAGCACAUUGUUGGUUGUGCACCAAAAAAAAUUGGUAACAAGGAAAAAGAUAAACCAGUGGAGAACUCUGAUGAUGAAACAUGUCUCAUUUUCCAAGAGUAUUUGUUGGACCCGUCAUUUACUAUGGAAGAAGUACUAAAAAAGAAUAAGGUCGAAGUUCUCGACUACGUUAGGUUUUCUUGUGGGGAAACUUUAGAAGAAAACAUGCCUGGUGUUGAAAAACAGCCUUUAGAUACUGUUCAAACUUUGCAGUAGAAUACAUUGUUAUUAGAUGUUAGAAGACACUUGUUUUAUUUAUAAAUAUAAUUUAAUCUGUACACAUUUGCUUAUUAAUUUUUCAACAAUGAUACCAAUUAAGUACUUUAAAUAAAGACAUAGGUAAGAAAUUUA
This is a messenger RNA of Melitaea cinxia (Glanville fritillary), 1110 nucleotides long. It is a transcript of the gene mEFTs, whose product is annotated as elongation factor Ts, mitochondrial. The coding region runs from base 49 to 975 and encodes 308 amino acids. The record is from RefSeq and is a predicted model, not a curated record. Gene Ontology annotation, molecular function: translation elongation factor activity; protein binding. Lineage: Eukaryota; Metazoa; Arthropoda; Insecta; Lepidoptera; Nymphalidae. The transcript has 4 exons. Gene Ontology annotation, cellular component: mitochondrial matrix. Gene Ontology annotation, biological process: mitochondrial translational elongation.